UCGCAGUGCAAACUAAAAUCUCCAUUCCGGCUCCUGCUUCUCUCUCCUCUUCUACUUUUUUUCUCUCCCCUUUCUCUUCUCUAUUGAUUCCGCUAUUUUCUUCCAAUUUCAUGGCCGUGAUCGGUUUCAAGGAAGGAGCGUGCAAUCCGAGAUGAAAACCCUAGUAUUUUCAGUUUAUUAUAUGCUUUUAAUCCUUACUUAGCUUCUGCUGCCACUGAAGAUGAGAGUAGCUUCCAAACCCUAAUAUACGGUGGGUUAUACUUCUUUUCGUUUGGGAUCGAGACUUGGGGCUUUCCAUUCAGCUCGAAGGAGAAGAACGAUUGAUAGUUCCAGAUCUUGUUUAAUUUCUCUGGAGGUGAUUUCUUGCUUGGUGCUUAUGUAUCGAGGUGAUUUUUGGUUUCAGAAAUUCGGAGGUGCUGCGGCGGUUUGCUUCGCCGUGUGGUGGGAGUGGUUUGGAUAUAUGUGGUGAGAUAUUGAAGACAAAGUAAUGUAUAAGUUCUCUGUGAAGGAGUUCUUGUGGGUGGUCCAGUGGAACGCCUACUUCAUCAGUGGUGUUUUUGAAUCUGGUUGAUGGGAGGGACACACCAAAAGGUGAGCCCAUUGGAUGCGGUGGGAAGGAAGAGGGAAGCAGAGCUUAAUGAUGAUGGCCGGAAUGAACUAAAGGAAGUAAGAGAUGGGAUAGCUGGAGAUGUUCAGGGGCUGUCUGAUGAAGAUGAGUCUAGGAUCAAUGAUGGUGCCCUGGAUUUAAAUGAAACUCAUAUACUUGAAGCAGCAGCAGUAUCUCAUAUUCCUGUGCUGGAGAAGCUGAAACACCAGUCAUCGGCUCCAAUUGUUCGAUGGGAGAGGUUUCUUCCUUUGAGAACUCUCAAGGUCUUGCUGGUGGAGAAUGAUGAUUCUACACGCCAAGUGGUAAGGGCUUUGCUCCGGAACUGUUGCUAUGAAGUUACUGCUGUUGAAAAUGGUUUAGAAGCUUGGCGAGUUUUACAAGAUCUAACGAAUCACAUUGAUCUAGUUUUGACGGAGGUGGUUAUGCCUGGUGGGUCUGGAAUUGGUCUUUUAUACAAAAUCAUGAGCCAUAAAACUUGCAAGACUAUUCCUGUAAUUAUGAUGUCAUCCAAUGAUUCCAUGGGUGUAGUAUUUAAAUGCUUGUCAAAAGGUGCUGUUGAUUUUUUGGUCAAACCUAUUCGCAAGAACGAGCUUAAGAACCUGUGGCAGCAUGUAUGGAGAAGAUGCCACAGUUCUAGCGGAAGCGGAAGCGGAAGCGAAAGCGGCAUACAAGGGCAAAAAUUUACAAUGUCAAAGAGCGAAGAUGAUUCUGAUAACAAUACUGGUAGUAAUGAUGAUGAGGACGAUGCUAGCAUCGGGUUGAGUGUGAGGGACGGGAGUGAUAAUGGAAGUGGCACUCAGAGCUCCUGUACAAAACGUGCUUUUGAAGCUAGUAACCCACAACAAAUGUCUCCAUCCGGACAAACUGCUGGUCCACAUUAUAGUACUUGCGCACAGGUUAUUCAUACCAGACCCGAGGCAUUCUGCAGCAAGAAGGAACCAAUGAUUGCUGGCAUGGACUGGAAAGAACAGAAGACAAUUACUGCAGAUGAUUUCAUGGGCGCAGAUCCUAAGAAUGAAUCUAACCAAACUGAUAUAGUCUCCACGAAACUAACUGGUCCGAGCACGGAGAAAUCGCUUGAGAUUCUGCCAAACAAUAUUGAUGUAGUUCGCCAUACAAAUUACAGCGCGGUCAAUGAACCAUGUGCUCGAGCUCCAGAUCGACUCGAUAGCAGUUCCAUAAACACAAACCAACAAUUGGUUUUCGGUCCCGCCGACACCUCCAAAAAUUUCCUAAAAAUCUCAGAUAUCAAAGAUAAUGGAUCAAUAGAGCUGCCAUCUCUCGAACCAAGUCUUAAGAAACUCAGAUCAAAGAGUAUUCCCUUAAAUGACGAAAGAAAUGUUUUGAAGCACUCAAACCUUUCAGCAUUCUCAAGGUAUCCUGCUUCAGCAGCCUCGGUUCAAGCCCCUACAAUCUAUGGAGGAAACUCUGUACUUGAUAACAGCUCCGAAGCAACUCCCCAAAAUCAGGGAUCUAAUGGUAGCAGCACUAACAACAACGAUAACGGUUCAACUAACAUAAAUGUAGUUUCGAAACCUGCAAUAUUCGCAUCCGCAUUAUCAUCAGCCUUUCAUCGAGUUGAGGCUCAAAGUUCGACUGUUCAACCCAACAUGACGGAAAUGAUUGGACAAUCAAGGGGAACACAAAAACAAGUGCAGGUCCAGCACCAUCAUCAUCAUUAUCAUCACUACCACCACCACGUCCACGCUCUGCCACCCCAACCAGAUCCGGACGGCUUCUCUGUCGAAAACCUGAAAGAGAACGUUGCUUAUUGUAACUCGUCGAAUGUAUUUACGACACCAGCUGAAAUGAAUGCGGCUGACUAUAGUUUAAAUGACAGUAAUUCGAGGAGUAAUCAUGGGAGCGACGGGCAGAAUGGUUGUAGCACGGCCAUAAAUACCGUAGGAGGGAAUGUGGAGAAUGUUGCCGUAGCUGCAGCCGAGAAGAAUGGAGUUGGAGGCGGGAAUGGGAGUGGGAAUGGAGCGUAUCAAAAUCGUUUUACACAGAGAGAGGCUGCCUUAAACAAAUUCAGGCAGAAGAGAAAAGAAAGAAACUUCGGCAAAAAGGUGCGCUAUCAGAGCCGGAAGAGAUUGGCGGAGCAGCGGCCGCGUGUUCGCGGCCAAUUCGUCCGCCGGAUUAUCCGCAACGACGACCACGAAGAAGACUGCUCGCACCUAAUGCUGGAUUGAUCACCUGCUGUAUAUAAGAGCCAUUUCAAAGUCUGAAACCUUGGAGAUGGAGAUGGAGCUUGUUAUCAACAAUAUUAGCCAGGUUCAUUGAAACCCCCAUUUUUUUUUCCAUUAUUAGUGCCUUCUAAAUCUUAAUUUCUGUUCUUCAAGACCUCUUAAUUGUCUCCUGGAGUAACCAGGAUAUGUUCUUAUGAUACUUCUGCUUCCAGUGUGGUUUGUGUACUGAUUAAUCAACUCCUAGGCUCCAUUAAGGUAAAUACUGAAUCCCCUUGUUUGUCUCUCCAUUUACAUAAAUACCACUCAAUUCCUAUUUAUUUACGUAUCUGUCAUCUAAUGUUUGAUAUUUACAUUUAUAACAGCUCGGUGUUAUAAAACCUAUUGCAUAGAAAGAUGCAUUUGACUUUAUAAGUUAAUAGAAGUGGUGUCUUUGUGGUGA
Phalaenopsis equestris is the source of this 3232-nucleotide messenger RNA. Its product is annotated as two-component response regulator-like PRR73. The record is from RefSeq and is a predicted model, not a curated record. The coding region runs from base 571 to 2796 and encodes 741 amino acids. Gene Ontology annotation, molecular function: protein binding. The transcript is spliced from 10 exons. Gene Ontology annotation, biological process: phosphorelay signal transduction system; cytokinin-activated signaling pathway. Lineage: Eukaryota; Viridiplantae; Streptophyta; Magnoliopsida; Asparagales; Orchidaceae.